Molecule: messenger RNA, 1872 nt
Organism: Anolis carolinensis (green anole)
Lineage: Eukaryota; Metazoa; Chordata; Lepidosauria; Squamata; Anolidae
Gene: ttll9
Product: tubulin tyrosine ligase like 9
Exons: 14
Coding region: 142-1446 (434 amino acids)
Biological process (GO): microtubule cytoskeleton organization; protein polyglutamylation
Cellular component (GO): cilium
Molecular function (GO): tubulin-glutamic acid ligase activity; tubulin binding
Source: RefSeq, a predicted model, not a curated record
GAAAGCCCUCCCCGAGGCUCCGCCCACCCCUUUUGCGGCCUACCCCGGUUGCCAUGGGGACGCGAGGCGCCAAACCCGGCGAAGGCCGCAAUGGAGGCUCUGGCCUGAUCCCCGCCGGAAGGGGUGGGACGGAGGAGAGCCAUGGCCAAAAACAAGAACGUAAAUUAUAAAGGGCCUUAUGGUUACCAGAAGCUAAAAGAGCGCGAACCUCGAGCAUCCAUCCGGUUCAAGUGUGCCCUCACCAACACCAUUUUGGAUGUCCUUCGGCAGCGGCCGGGAUGGACUGAAGUGAAAGACGAAGGUGAGUGGGACUUUUACUGGUGUGACGUCCGCUGGCUCCAGGAGAACUUUGACCACACUUACAUGGACGAACAUGUGCGCAUCAGCCACUUCCGGAAUCACUAUGAGCUGACACGGAAGAACUACAUCGUGAAGAACCUGAAACGCUUUCGGAAGCAGCUGGAGAGGGAAUCCGGGAAGCUGGAGGCCGUGAAGUGUGACUUCUUCCCCAAAACCUUUGAGAUGCCCUCCGAGUAUCACUUGUUUGUGGAGGAGUUUCGCAAGAACCCCGGCAUCACCUGGAUCAUGAAACCGGUUGCACGCUCUCAAGGAAGAGGCAUUUUUCUUUUCCGGAAACUCAAGGACGUGAUCGACUGGAGGAAGGAUGGUGGUCGCCUGGAUGACCAGAAGGAUGAAAUCCCCGUAGAGAAUUAUGUGGCUCAGCGCUACAUUGAGAACCCAUAUUUAAUAGGUGGUCGGAAGUUUGACUUGAGAGUGUAUGUCCUUGUCAUGUCGUAUAUCCCACUCAAAGCCUGGCUGUACCGGGAUGGCUUUGCUCGGUUUUCCAAUACACGCUUCACCCUGAAUACCAUUGAUGACAACUAUGUUCACCUGACAAACGUAGCUGUGCAGAAGACGGCUCCCGACUACGAUCCUGAGAAGGGCUGCAAGUGGAUGAUCCAGAAGUUCCGCCUCUUCCUGACGGCGAAACACGGGGCGGAGGCGGUGGAGAUCCUCUUUUCUGAGAUGGACAACAUCUUCAUCAAGAGCCUGCAGAGCGUCCAGAAAGUGAUCAUCAGCGACAAGCACUGCUUUGAGCUCUACGGAUAUGACAUCCUCAUCGACCAGGACCUGAAGCCGUGGCUGCUAGAGGUGAACGCAUCCCCUUCGCUCACUGCCAGCAGCCAGGAGGAUUACGAACUCAAGACCAGUCUUCUAGAGGACACCCUGAACAUUGUGGACAUGGAAGGCAGGUUAAUGGGGAAGGAGAAGCGAGUUGGAGGCUUUGACCUGAUAUGGAAUGAUGGCCCUGUUAGCCGAGAAGAUGGGAAUCUGGAUACGCCGAUGACCGGAUUCGUGGCAAACACACACCUAGGUUACAACAAUGACAGGAAGAAACAGCUGAAGCAGCUUUUCAAGUCCUUUCAGUCCCAGCACAAAGUUUAACCCUCAGCAGUGCAUUGCAGGACAGACAAAAGCCAUCAAAGGGCCAAAGCAGGAGGGAAGGUUCUUUUCUAUAGAACACCCUUGGUUGACUUGGCUGCUUCAGUAUAAAGCUGCUGGACUUUUCUUCAUUUUGAAUGAAGGUUUUAGGAGAACAUCAGUGGAGCACAAUGGCAGACCAGGCCAAGGCACAGGAUGAUUGUUUUCAAGGUUGCCAAUGCCUUCAUUUUGAGCAGUAGCUCCAGAAAGCGGAUGUACUGCUGUUUGCUAGGACAAGCGUAAUGCAGACUAUACCAAGGACUGGAGGGGGGCUCUCCAAAUUGCUGGCAUCAGAGCAGCUGCCUUCAUCUCUGUUGGUGACUGAACAUCCCAAACAACUCUUGACUUUAAAUCAAAUAUGAAUAAAAAUUAUUGCUAAGAAUCCAGAAA